This is a messenger RNA of Vicia faba (fava bean), 360 nucleotides long. NCBI's taxonomy places the organism in Eukaryota, Viridiplantae, Streptophyta, Magnoliopsida, Fabales, Fabaceae. The record is from the annotation of a GenBank genome assembly.
AUGAAGGAGGAAAUGCAAUCUUGGUUUCAAGGAGUUGGUUAUGAGGAAGGGUUCGAUCAGUGUGAGGUGACGCCUAUCAAGUUUAACAUGUUCUACAGUCUUGCUGAUGCUCAAGGUAUUUUAGUUGUUUUGAAUACCAGAACUUGUUCUUCUGCCUCCGCUCCUACUUCGACCCCUUAUCCUACCCCACCUAUAGAAGUUUCAGAUCAUAUGCUCAAGGUGGAUCAUCUUGUAGAUGUCACAUAUACUUUGAAAAUGAGGGACCUAGAUUCACCUCCAAUUUCAACAAAGAGGGCCGGGGAGGAGGAACAACAAUAUCCCCGGACUAAGGCUUUUCUCCAAAAUGGACUUGAGUUGUAA